AUGCGCCACUUCGUGAUAAUACAUUGGUCAACCAGGACCCGGAAGCUCAUUCGUGUGUGCCAGCAAUCCUGUCUCGUCACGGCAAUCCUCAGCUCCCCAUGCACGCCGACCAACCAGACGUGCAUCUGCACAAACGCCGCUUUGCAGGCCAACGUCGAACUUUGUGUCAUGAAGACCUGUACCCUCAAGAAUGCCCUCGUCACCAAGAAUGCCACUCAGACGACGUGCGGCGUGGUUCCGCGAAGCAGCACAGCCCAGUACAACACCGUCUCCAUCACGAUGGGCGCGCUCUCGGCCAUCUUCGUCAUCGUCCGGCUGUCGCACAAGGCCCUCGUGACGGUAAGCGACCUCGGCAUGGACGACUGGUUCAUCCUCAUCACCCUCUGCUCCGGGCUCCCCAGCACCGUCAUCAACUCGGUCGGCCUCGGCGCCCACGGCCUCGGCCGCGACAUCUGGACCCUCUCCCCCGACACCAUCACCAGCUUCGGGUACUGGUUCUACAUCAUGGAGAUCCUGUACUUCGCCCAGGUGACGCUGCUCAAAAUGUCCCUCCUGUUCUUCUACAUGCGCAUCUUCUCGCACAACGCCCCCAUGAGGCAGCUCAUCUGGGGCACCGUCGCCUUCAACGCCGUCUUCGGCACCACCUUCAUCUUCCUCGCCGUCUUCCAGUGCUCCCCGAUCAGCUUCUACUGGACGAAAUGGGACCAGGAGCACAGCGGCGUGUGCCUGAACGUCAACGGCAUCGGUUGGGCCAACGCCGGCAUCAGCAUCAUCCUGGACUGCUGGAUGCUCGGACUCCCCCUGUCUCAGAUCAGUACGCUGAACCUCCACUGGAAGAAGAAGAUCAGCGUGGCGCUGAUGUUCUUCGUCGGCACCUUUGUCACCGUCGUCAGCAUCCUCCGCCUGCAAUCACUGGUCCAGUUCGAAAAGUCGCAGAACCCGACCUGGGACCAGUUCGGCGUGGCCGUGUGGUCCACCGUCGAGAUCAACGUCGGCAUCAUCUGCGCCUGCCUGCCCGCGGUCCGCGUCAUCCUCGUCCGCCUCUUCCCCAAGAUCCUCGGCAGCACCCGCACCGGAGGCUCCCAAGCCGCCAAGUACUACGUGAAUUCGAGCAGCAACGGCCCCCGUAGCCGCGCCCGUACUCUUGGCACCGAGACCAAGGUCAAGACCCUGGACCGCGAAUCGGCGGCUUCGAGCAGCGCCGCCAACAGCCCGAAGGGCAUCAUGUACACCAAAGAGUACGCGGUGGAUUACAACGACGAGACAAGUCUGGUGCCGAUGCGCGGGCUGGAGGCCGGCAGCUCCAAGACUUCGCGGAGCGGCUCACCGUUUUAG
This is a messenger RNA of Colletotrichum navitas, 1335 nucleotides long. Its product is annotated as CFEM domain-containing protein. The transcript has 3 exons. The record is from RefSeq and is a predicted model, not a curated record. Lineage: Eukaryota; Fungi; Ascomycota; Sordariomycetes; Glomerellales; Glomerellaceae. The coding region runs from base 1 to 1335 and encodes 444 amino acids.